CUACCGACAGUCUUGUUCUUGGAAGAUCGCGUCGCGCGCGUUCUCUGGUCGUCGAACACCGAUAAUUUUUUUUUAUUAUUAUUUAACUUCGUGUUUUGUUUACCGAAAAACGAGAUUUUUCGAUUUUAAUUUCCCAAGUAAACGGUUUUGUUUGUGGUUUUUUUUUUUUUGUAAUUUUUUGUUUAUUUUUUAUUAUUUAUUAAUUUUUUUUUUUUAAUACGCAAAUCACACCUGUUAAAUAUCUUUAUUGUUAUUAAUAUCAAACUCCCGUCAAUUGGAUAUCGUCUGCAGACUUCGGACGAAAAAGGUUUCGCGGCAACCAUAAUGUUGGAAACCGUCGUAGAGAAGAAAAUUCCGCCGCCGCUGCCGCCCAAGACCCGACGCGGUCUGAAGACGGGCGUGGACGGCGGAUGUGGCGGCGGUGCGACGAUCCUGCAGUCCAACGGUCACGUGGUGAAAAUCCGAAUAGACCCGAUGAUGGUCGACGGCGGAGGCGGCGGCGGUGACCGCGCCGAACGGGACGACGGGACGCGCCGCGAGGUGGGCCGCCGGUCCAGCACGGUCAAGAUAAACAUCACUUGCGUGGACCCGUUCGUGUUCCGCCGGCACUACUCGGAAGUGGACGACGACGAUGACGACGAACGAUCGGUGUCGUCGGGCCACCGAUCGCCGCUGGACAGCGGCACGGGCAGCGAUCUGGACACGGGCAGCCGCCGGGACGAGAGCGACGACGGGACGUGCAGCAGUUGCGACUCGCUGACGAGCAGCACGGCGGAUCCCGAGACGGCCGUGGAACCGGCACCGGGACGGUCGGUCGUCACCAUCGGCUCCGGUGCCGUCGUCGCGCCGCCGGUCGCGUCCCACGACGAUUCCGCGGGACCGCCGGCCGCGCAGACCUGUACGGCGGCCGGAGUCGUGGCCACCGCCGUCGUGGCCACGGUCGUCGAAGAGCUGCCGAAGCGUUCGACGACGCCGCCGCCGCCGCCGGUCGUCCACGUCCAACAGCGGUGCUACAGCGACGCGUCCACAGUGACGGCCGCCGCCGUCGCCGAGCGCAUCAUCGACAUGGACAACACUGACCAGUACUACAGCUUUCACAUGAACGAGAACGUGUUCGACGAAGUGGACGCGGCAGCCGUGGCCGCCGCCGCCAAGCCGUCGGACGACACGUUCGCGGGGUGCAAGACAGCUGCAGCCACCUCGGACACGAUACGCAGCGCCAAGGGCACCAUCAGGGGCGUCAAGAACCGCGUCAGGGCCGGAAUAGCGACGUUUUUGCAGCCCAAGACCAACAAGACAUGGCAGGAAAAAGAAGCCGGUAAAGUGGUUUUAUACACGACCACUAUGGGCAUAGUCAGGGACACGUACCAGCGGUGCCUUCAAGUCAGGCAAAUACUGAGGACUCAUCUUGUCAAGUACGUGGAAAGAGACGUCUUCAUGAGCCGAGAAGUGCAGAAGGAGAUCCGAGAACGUCUGGGCGGCGACACGAUUUCAGUGCCGCAGCUGUUUGUCGAAGGGAAUCUCAUCGGAGAUGCAGCAGCCGUAGACAGACUGAACGAAUCUGGGGAACUCCGAUCGAUUUUAAAACCAUUUAAGAGUCCGGAUGCAUGUACGACGUGCCAAGUCUGCGGAGGCUACAGGCUGCUGCCCUGUCCAAUGUGUAACGGUAGCAAGAAAUCCGUGCACAGAAAUCACUUUACCACCGAAAUGAUCGCCCUAAAGUGCAUGAACUGCGAUGAAGUGGGAUUAGUGCAAUGCUAUGCUUGUUGAAUGACAACCACGCAUAAUAUUAUACAGUAUUAUUAUUAUUUUGUUUAAUUGAUUACGCAAUGUGUAUCGUUAUUAUAUUAUACCGAUUAUGAUUUACAAUUGUAGGUUAUAUGUAUUAUAAUGUAUGUGUUUAAUAAUUGUCGUUAUAGUAGUUUGAAUUUUAUAUAAUAUAAUAAGUUAUAAUAUAUGUACAAUACGCUUAUAAGUAGGUACCUACCUGUAUUAUAUAUGUGCUAUUAAUCGAUGUACUGCUAUCUGUUUUUUUGACGCUGUUGGUAUAAUUCUAAAAUUUUAAAUUUCCAUUAGAUAUUUAGAAAACCAUUCACACACUUACCAAGCUUGUUUUUAUUCGAUUGUAAUCUAAUGAUACACAUAAUAUAUAUUAUAUAAAUCAUUUAUCAACGAAACAGUACAAUAUUAUUAUAUGAUAAUAUUUUACUACGACAUCCAUUUCUAUGUAAUUUUAAUAUAUAGCGAUCAACUGUUUAGCACCGUACAUGAUAUGCGUACGAGUAGGAACCAGCACAGAAUAUAGACUACAGCUGCUAUAUGUUUGUGACGAAACGAUUAUUUGUGAUAUCCAGCUGUACCUAUACAAUAAAGCUGAUGUACAUGUUUCUUAAAUGUAUAGUUUACAAUAAUAUGAUAUUAAACUUCUUUAAAAUCAAAUUUCCAUACAAUAUUCUAUUUAUACAAAUUUACGAUACUACACUUAAUUGACAUUUGUUUAAAGACUAUUUUAAGAACCUAUACCGAAUACGAAUCGUAUAAAACAGUAAUAUAAUAGGUGUUAUGUAUUAUGUAUACCUAAGUGAUAUUAUGUUGAUAUAAUAUACGCUAAAACAAAAUUGGAUAUACUCUUGUACUUAAAAUGAUGCACAAUAUAUUAUUAUCUGCCUACUAUAAAUAACAAUUUAAAACUUGAUACUUACUUUCGUAUGUUAUUUGCUAGGUAUAAAAUUUGAUUUUAAUAGCAUGUAUUUAAAAUGUGCAUCCAAUUUUGUUUAAAAAUUUAACAAGAUUUUUUUUAUUUAAUUUCAUUAUUUCGACAUGCAACUAUGAAUUUCACUAUAAUUAUUUGGGAAAAAAUGUUUAUUAUUUUAUUUAUUAAAUUUUAAAUUUAUAUUAUACACUAUGUUGUUUUUACACUAAAUACCAAAAUGCUCAAUAUUGUAUUUUAUUUUUAUCGAAUAUGUUAUUCUAUUUUUUAUCUACUAUGUAUAAGUAAAAAUAUAAACAGUUAUUAUAUUAUGUACGUAUGUAUAACUGAAGUAGAUUAAAUUGCAUCAAUUUUAUAUCAUUAUUAAAA
This is a messenger RNA of Aphis gossypii (cotton aphid), 3079 nucleotides long. Its product is annotated as glutaredoxin domain-containing cysteine-rich protein CG12206-like. The transcript has 5 exons. The record is from RefSeq and is a predicted model, not a curated record. Gene Ontology annotation, biological process: sensory perception of sound. NCBI's taxonomy places the organism in Eukaryota, Metazoa, Arthropoda, Insecta, Hemiptera, Aphididae. The coding region runs from base 325 to 1770 and encodes 481 amino acids.